AUGGAGCUAAUAUCAAGGGCAAAGUUGGCCGCAGACAUGGACGGGUCCGAACGCAAGCCAAUCCCGGCUUAUUACUGCUGUUAUCUCCUCAGGUCAACAGUCAGACAUGCCUCACUAUACAUUGGUUCAACGCCAAACCCAAUCCGACGACUCCCUCAGCACAAUGGCAUCGCCAAGGGUGGGGCCAAGCGAACUGCGAGAGACAGUCUACGACCCUGGGAAAUGUCCCUGGUAGUGGAGGGGUUCAUGAACCGAGUCGGGGCUUUGCAAUUCGAGUGGGCCUGGCAACAUCCGGAGAGAUCUCGGCACCUUGGAUCCGAGGAUGAAGUAGAUCCCAAUGCUCCAGCCAAGCCUAAUAUCAACCCCAAGACGGGUAAGCCCAAGGCCAAACCGCGUGCGCGUGUCAGACGAUCUUUGACGGCUCAUUUGGAGGAUCUGCAUUCGCUACUACGGUCAUCUUAUUUCUCGACGUGGCCAUUGCGUGUUCGCUUUUUCCGAGCCGAUGUAUAUCGUAUGUGGCGGGUUUGGAGUGAUCGAGUUGAUGGACGCCUCCCUCCAAAUAUCAAGAUUAUUUUAGAUGGCGACAAUCUCGGCGCGGUGCCGGCUAUGCAGAAAGGCAACGACCUUGCUCCUGUCGGGGGCGUGACUAACUUAUCGGUUGAUUAUACCAGGUUGGAGGACUAUCUCGAGAAAACCCUGUUCAUUGUGGAAGAUGCAGAAGACCUACAGUGCAAGUGUUGCAAUGGAUCUGUGUCUCCGGAGAAGGAACAGAUUGUCGUGUGUCCACAACCAGAGUGUCGUGGCACAAGUCAUAUUUUGUGUUUAUCUACCAGGUUUCUCGACGCUGCCAAUGACCCGGACCGCCUGACACCAGUUCAAGGGACCUGCCCAGAAUGUGAAUCGGUGGUACAAUGGUCGGUUAUGAUGAAAGAGCUUAGUUUCCGCAACCGAGCAGAAAAAGAAGCGCGCGCAGUGGUAGCAAAGAAAGAGAAGCGUCUCCGCAAAGAAUCAAAGGCAUCAUCUGGAGCCCAGUCAUCUCCUGUGAAGCCCAGGUCCCAACGGACGCGAGAACCAAUUGAAGAAUCGACUGAAGACGACCUAAGACCAGACUGGUACCAAGAGGUUGAUCUGGAAUCCGACUCCGAUUUCGACAGCCGACAAAAGAGCAAGACAUCUCAAUCUGCGCAAAAACUCGAAGUCGUGAUCGAAGACAGCGACUGGGAUGACGCUGAACUAGUGGAAUAA
This is a messenger RNA of Penicillium nucicola, 1245 nucleotides long. RefSeq names its product structure-specific endonuclease subunit SLX1. The record is from RefSeq and is a predicted model, not a curated record. Gene Ontology annotation, molecular function: 5'-flap endonuclease activity; crossover junction DNA endonuclease activity. The transcript is spliced from 2 exons. Gene Ontology annotation, cellular component: Slx1-Slx4 complex. Gene Ontology annotation, biological process: double-strand break repair via homologous recombination. The coding region runs from base 1 to 1245 and encodes 414 amino acids. NCBI's taxonomy places the organism in Eukaryota, Fungi, Ascomycota, Eurotiomycetes, Eurotiales, Aspergillaceae.